This is a messenger RNA of Oncorhynchus kisutch (coho salmon), 1822 nucleotides long. RefSeq names its product cell adhesion molecule 2. The coding region runs from base 192 to 932 and encodes 246 amino acids. The transcript is spliced from 12 exons. NCBI's taxonomy places the organism in Eukaryota, Metazoa, Chordata, Actinopteri, Salmoniformes, Salmonidae. The record is from RefSeq and is a predicted model, not a curated record.
UAGCAGAUCAGCUCACAGAGCAACAAAUGUGGCCCACACCCAUUCAAAGAGUGAAAAAAAACACAUUGCGCAUAGGUCUCCAACUUAACACUCCUGUCAACUUAACAGCAUAACAGUUGCACAAAUUCAUCACGGAAAGGGAGUUGAAGGAAAACGUAUUGCUUGACUUGGACUUGUAUUGACUGUUCAUCAUGGAGGCACCAACAACAGCAGGUACAAUAAUGGUCAGUCACAUCAUAGAACUCUUCACACAGCCCUCCGUAGCUGGAGUUCUGACAACAACUUCUGCACAUAUAACUGACACAAUCUCAGAAGCUUCUGUGGGAGUUCUGACAACUUCUGCACAUAUGAUUGAAACAAUCUCAGACGCUUCUGUGGGAGCUCUAACAACAACUUUUCAUCAGAAGACUGAAAUUCCAGAUGCUUUUGAUGGAGCUCUAACAACAACUUUUCUACAGAAGACUGAAAUUCCAGAUGCUUUUGUUGGAGUUCUGACAACAACUUCUGCACAUAUAACUGACACAAUCUCAGAAGCUUCUGUGGGAGUUCUGACAACUUCUGCACAUAUGAUUGAAACAAUCUCAGACGCUUCUGUGGGAGUUCUGACAACAACUUCUGCACAUAUAACUGAAACAAUCUCAGACGCUUCUGUGGGAGUUCUGACAACAACUUCUGCACAUAUGACUGAAACAACCUCAGAUGCUUUUUUAGUGGGAGCCGCCAUCGUAAAACCUGUAUCCUUUGAAGUCCUUUUCGUAGGAGUCAUUAUUGUGGUGGUACUGGUGGUGGUACUGGUGCUGGUACUGUGUUACAACGGCAAGCAUAAGGGCACUUACCACACCAACGAGGCCGAGUGCGGUGAUUCUGAUUCUGUCGACACGUAUGGUGUUGCCUCUCAAAGCGAACUAGAGAUUUUGAACGAGGAAGAAUAGAAAGAAGUACACUUCAUUUGAAACAGGACUUUUUCCGAUUCUAAACCGGGGCCAGUUGUCAACUCAAGAUGCCAAAUAUUUUCUACGGAAUUGGCAAAGCCUAUGAUGGUCAUCUAAUUUCAAGGCAACAUUUAUAUGGGGCAUACGACCAUCUCAGCUCUGCAGAUUUUGCCACGAAGAGACAGAAUCGUUAGAUCACUUAUUUUCGUAUUGCCCAGAGAUACACUAUAUAUACAAAAUUAUGUGGACACCCAUUAGUGGAUUUGGCUAUUUCAGCCACAUUACAGCUUUAUUUCCUUCAUCAAUCAAUAUACAGAAGCACUUUAAUAAACAAUUAAUAUUCAUAACAUGUGACUAACUUCAAGCUUACAAUUAGUACAGUAGUUAAACCAAUAUUAGAUUGUUGAGGUUUUGAAAAUAUGUAAAAACUAGAGAAAUUUUGGUUUUCCUUCAAAAAAAAAAUGUAUACUCAAAAGAUAGUACCUUGUUUGAAUUUCUAUUAUGAGGGUGUUGAGCGAGCUUAAUGUAUAAUAAUGUAUAGUAUUGCUGAAUGUAAUAUCUGUUUUCAAAUUUUUUCUAAAUUGACGUCCAGUAGUAAUCUGAGCUUGUAAAAUGAAAUCAAGGCACAGGCAUCUUUCCUAACGCCAAACUGGAUGUUUUUAUUUUUUUUGGCCUGAAGGUACCAAUAACUGAGAAAAGGAAAUGCUACGGCAAGGACCAUAAGAACACACAAAAAUACUUUCAUGAAACUUGAGACAUUUCACCUAUGACAAUACUGGGAACAAAACAGUAAAAAAAAAUGUAAAUUCCCCUUCUUCUCAUGCAAGUCUCUGUAACUAAUAUAUUACCAUGUGAUUAAAGAGAAGCGACCUUGUUUUGCCUGAUGAAAA